UCCCUCUCUCUCUCUCUCUCUCUCUCUCUCUCUAGCCUUAUUACUGUUGGUUUUGGAGUUUUUCACCUCCGACUCUCGUGUUUCAAAAAGAGCUGUCAAUACAGAGAUCUAUAAGACUCACUGCUCUCUACCCAUUCCAGCCAAAGUUCACCUUUCCUUCCUCUGUCUUUCUCUAGUGGGUUUUGGUCCCUGUUUUCGCAUAUGCAUUUUACUAUAAAGUUUCUUCAGAUGAAAUUUUUUCUCACAAAGAUUGUGUAGUUGAAGUCGAGACAAACUCUCACGAUCACAAGCUUUUGACUAAUUAGCCUUUUAAGUUAAUCAAAUGCCGAAAUCAAGGGGAUCAGAAAUGCCUCAAAGGCAAUCUCCCAGAGGCCCACUACAACUCAGGACAUCGAGCUCUGAUUUUGAACCAUCGCAUCAUCGACCAAUUACUGACAGGAGCCCCAAGCUAGGAGAUCGUCGAUCGCCAAGAGGUGCCCAAUCUGACCCCCUGAAUCAAAAGAAACUCGGUACUCGCAUUGCAGGUCUAGAAACUCAACUUGGGCAAGCACAAGAAGAGCUCAAGAUUCUGAAGGAGCAGUUAGCCUCUGCAGAGGCUGCAAAAAAAGAAGCUCAAGAGCAACUGGAGAAGAAAGCAAAGAAGCCGAGUGGUCCAGACCCUUUGGCAGUCCAAGAUAAGCAUCCUCCAAAUGGAGUCCAAGAGUCGAAUGAAAGAGACAACACCACGCCCCCACAUGAGAUUCCCAACGAUGACAAUCAACGCGAAACUGAUGUUUUCGAGGUUCCAAUGGAAAAGGUAACGGUGGAACCUAAGGUUGAGUUCAGUGAACCGAUUGAUCAAGAAAAUCAAGAAACCAAACCAACUAGCAUACCAACCGAAUCACCAGAGCCACAACUGACGUUUGAUGACUUGGCUUUGAAGAACGAUGAGAUAAGUUUGCUGAAAGCAAAGUUAGAAGAGAAAGAGAAGGAACUAGAAGUGUCUGGUCAAGAAACUGAGAGUUUGAAAAAUCAGUUGAACGAAGCGGCGUUUGAGAUGUCAACAAGCCAAGCCAAGGAAGAGGAGAUGGCUUCAAAGUUGAGCCAAAUGGGACAAGAGCUGGAAGCAAGUAGAGCCAACGAAGUUGAGCUGAAGGAGAAGCUGGAAGCCGUUGAAGGAGCAAAGGAGGCAUUGGAAAGUGAAAUGAAGAAACUGAGAGUGCAGACAGAGCAGUGGAGGAAAGCAGCUGAUGCUGCAGCUGCAGUGCUAGCUGGGGGUGUGGAGAUGAAUGGGAGACGAAUAUCCGAGAGGUGUGGGUCCAUGGAAAAGCCCUUUGGAGCCAUUUUUGAGCCACCUGUUGGGGGGUACGCGGGCUUUGUAGGUUCACCAGGUUUGGGUGAUGAUUCGGAUGACGGUUUUGGAAGUGGGAAGAGGAAAGGUGGUUCUGCUAUUAGAAUGUUUGGGGACCUGUGGAAGAAGAAGGGGCAAAAAUGACAAUCUCUCUUUGCUAAUGGUACUUCGAAAACCUCUUUCGGUGUUGAUGUUAAUGUUGUCUUUUAGUAGGGAAAUGGUUGUGUUGGUUUUGGGUUGGUAUUGUGUUUAUAUAGUUUGAUCACUUUGGCCAUCUUGAGUCAAGUACUAGGUGAGAAAUUUUAAGCUGAAGUUGAGCUCUCCAAAUCUUCGAAAAUGGUUGUGUUUUUUGGGUGAGGUUUAGGAUGCCGCUUCUGUAAUGCAUGGGCAAUAUAUUGUCUUUAAAGGAAUGAAUGCUCUCAUUUUAUCUUUUUGAGAAUUUCUUGUUUGAUUUAA
This is a messenger RNA of Camellia sinensis, 1786 nucleotides long. Its product is annotated as interactor of constitutive active ROPs 4. NCBI's taxonomy places the organism in Eukaryota, Viridiplantae, Streptophyta, Magnoliopsida, Ericales, Theaceae. The record is from RefSeq and is a predicted model, not a curated record.